Melanaphis sacchari is the source of this 1663-nucleotide messenger RNA. RefSeq names its product small glutamine-rich tetratricopeptide repeat-containing protein alpha (gene Sgt). Gene Ontology annotation, cellular component: TRC complex; membrane. The record is from RefSeq and is a predicted model, not a curated record. Gene Ontology annotation, molecular function: protein binding; molecular adaptor activity. Lineage: Eukaryota; Metazoa; Arthropoda; Insecta; Hemiptera; Aphididae. Gene Ontology annotation, biological process: post-translational protein targeting to endoplasmic reticulum membrane. Bases 265 to 1191 code for a protein of 308 amino acids. The transcript is spliced from 7 exons.
AACCUCGUUAUCAUGUCUAUCGCUCAUCGCUGAAACGCACCGAGUCAUUCGGAAUUUGUAGACUGCCUACUGCAUAGUGCCUAUUGCUUAGCUAUUUUUAUUUUUGACAAAAUGUUACACGCUAAUAAACUGUUAUAAUAACGAUACAAUUCUCAUAUAAUUGUGCAACAACGUACGAAAUUCGAACGAUAUCCAGGCAUUAUAUUGUUGUAAUAAAUUGUUCUAGUUUCAGUGAGAAAGAUUGCAAGUAACCCAUCGUGUAAGAUGGAAGACAAAAAAAAGUUGGCUCUGCUUAUUGUAAAUCAUUUAAAAAGCCAACUAAGUAAUGGUAGCUUCAAUGAUGAAUCAUUGGAAAGUAUGGAAGUAGCAGUUCAGUGCAUUGAGUCAGCGUAUAAUUUAAAUCCUACUGAAUCAAAUGAUGUUGACGCUAAGUUGGAAAACAUUGUGAAUGAAUAUUAUAAAGUUAAAGAUCAAAAAACAAACCUUAAGCGUGAAAUAAGUCAAGCUCAUAAAGAUGAAGCUGAAAAUUAUAAGAAAUAUGGAAAUGAUUACAUGAAAAUUCAAGAUAAUGACAAGGCUAUAGAUGCUUACACUAUAUCGAUCAAAUUAAAUCCAUUCAAUCCAAUUUAUUAUUGCAAUAGAGCUGCUGCCUUUAAUGCUAUCGGCAAGUACACGAAUGCUAUUGAGGAUUGCCAAAAAGCAAUUGAACUUGAUCCAACAUAUUGCAAAGCAUAUUGCCGUUUGGGAUUAGCUUUUUCUUACAUGAAAGAUUAUCACAAAGCAGUUUCAUGUUACAAAAAAGCAUGUGAAUUAGAUCCUGAAAAUCAGGGUUAUCAACGGAACUAUCAACUUACCUUGAAUAACUUGCAGCAAACAAAUUCUGGAACACAAUCACAAAUGCCAAAUGACCCUCCUACUAUGGCAACUCCAAAUUUAAUGGAAACUGCUGCACGUAUUAUGUCUGAUAAUCCAGAAGUUUCUUCAGUAAUAAACAACAUUUUGGGAGAUGUAACUAAUUCUGGCAGUGAAGGACUAGAUAGACUGAUGCAAGUUGGACAAAGUAUAGUUACUCGUUUACAAUCAGCCAAUCCUAACCUGUUAGAUGGAUUACGAAUGCAAUUUCAGAAUGCUCAAAAUGAAGGACAACCACCACCACACAAUGGAUACCAUGAUGAUGAAACUCAACCUUAAACUAACAAAAUAUAAGUUUUUAUAACUUAAAAUAUUUUCUUUAUUCAUAAAUAUUGAUAUAUAAUUAUUAAUGAUUACUUUUUUUAUAAAUUAAAUUAAUUUAAUCGGUGUUAUUUAAUAAUUGUUAGUCGGUUAGAAGUUGUCAAACAUAAAAACAGUAGUUGAUCUCACUCACCAUUAGGCAAUACUGUACAAAAUAACCAUAUCUACUGUCAAAAUAUUCAAAAAUUAUUUGCUAUUUUUUUAUUUUAUCAUAAAUCAUAUUUAUUCAUUUGAUUUUUACCAGUCAUUUUUAAUUUACUAUAAAGUAAUGUUACAUUUAAACACGUGCACUUUUGAUGCUUAAAUGGUGAUGAAUUUUGACGACUACACAUAUGUUUGACAACAACUAUAGUUGUUUGAAGUACAGUAUCAACUAUCAAUUUAAUAAUAUUAGACAUGGUUUUUAUAGUAAAUUAAAUUUAAGUAAAAC